Lolium perenne is the source of this 1966-nucleotide messenger RNA. RefSeq lists its product as uncharacterized. NCBI's taxonomy places the organism in Eukaryota, Viridiplantae, Streptophyta, Magnoliopsida, Poales, Poaceae. The record is from RefSeq and is a predicted model, not a curated record. Gene Ontology annotation, biological process: transposition.
UGAACAAUGAGCAAGCAAUCAUCCUUCAGCUUGCUUAAGAAGUUGCGCCAAGAGAAGCCCGGAACAACUCGAAGUGGAAGAGCACAUAUUCCUACUCGACGCUUUGGUGAUAGUGACGAUGAAGGGAGGGAGGAUGGUCUACCGCCUAGAGGACGAGGCCGGAGGACCACGAGUGAGGAGGUUUCGCUUUCCCAGCGAUGAGGAGGGGGCUUACCCCCUAGAGGACGAGGCCGGGGCCAAGAGCGUACACUAGGGCAGCGGACUCCGACACCCUCCCUUAGUGAUGUACCCUCCGCUACUGGCACCGAGACUUCCGAGGGGGAGGAGGGAGCGAGAGGAGCCUCCCCAGAGGAUGAGGAGAUAGAGGAGGACAGUGAGGUGCAGCAGGAGGAGAUUGAUGCGGAGGAGGAGGCGGAGGACGAGGACGAGGAGGAGCUCGAGCCACAGGGGAGCUCGAAGUCGAUCUGGACUCGGGGAAUAGCGGGUCUCCCAAAAGUACCAGCUAAUGAUGAUGAGAAAACCCUCAUUAAGCCGAAUAACAAAGACAAUUGGUCAUUUGUUGGUACACGGGGCCGCCUUCCAAAUGGCGUGCUUGGAGUGUUGCUGAAGAAGUAUUGGCCGGGGCUCUACAGGUUGAAGCCGCUAGAUGAAACAUGCCGGGACAAGAAGCUAGCCCUUAAAUGGGAGGACUAUGAAGCUGCUCAUGACGAAAGCUUCGGGACCUGUGCGAAUGCUGUGAUCACCAAUUUUUGGGUCUUUUAUAAAGUGCCGACGGAGGAUAGUACCAAGGCGGGCCAGGUCUUGGUGAAUGCCGCGAGGAAGAUGGUACGCCAGCAGCGGUACGAUGCGCGCAUUGUGGCCAUCUCGCACUUCUACGCCGAACAAGGCAAAAGGGUCCUGAAGAAAGAAAUUGUUGCAAAAGGUCUUACAUUGUCGAAGGAGGAGUUCAUGGGCGUUGCUCCCAAAUGGGUCGAUGGACGAGACGAUGGAUGGGCGGCAUUGGUGGACUUGUGGGUCGGGGAAGAUGCGGAGUUCAUGGCCCAAAGCAUGAAAAAUAGGGAGAAUCGUGGCAAGGAUGGAACGCACAAUGCAGGAAACCGGUCCCAUGAUCGCUACAAGGCGCACCAGGAGCAAGUUCAUGGGAAGCCGCUUACUAUGUUAGGAGCCUGGAAGAUGUCGCAUAAGAAGACGAAGGUCGACAAACCUGGAGAGGAGCAAUACUAUGGUAAGUCUGGCACAUACUUGCAAAAUUACGCGACGGCGUUCAAAAAACUGCAUGGGGAGGAUUCUCAGCCCCUUGAGGAGGAGGUCGACGAGACGGUGGUGAUCGUGUCAGGGCUCGGCAAGCGGCAUGGCCGCCAUCAGAUUCUUGAUGGGGUGAUCGCGCCUACCACCACACUCACACAAGUUCGAGCUUCUAGCAUGAGCAGCAGUCAGUUGAUCCCACCUCGUCCACGGCCCGGUGGAUCUAGGCGGGCCUUCGAUACUUCUCUGGACGAGGCAUACGAUAGGCUCUAUGAGAGUUAUGAGGAGAAGCUUGAGGAGUACGUGAAGUCGGUUGAAGCCCAUGAUGCGUACCAGGCCAGCCAUAAUGCGGCGGUGAUGGCGUAUAUUACUACUGGAGUUCAGCCAACUAUGGGAUCUCCGCCACCACCAAAACCACCGCUACCAAGGAUCCCAACGAGAGAAGAAUUCCUCGCCUCGGUCACCUCAGGAAUUCCGGGAUCAGCUCAGUCCAGCACUGAUAUUGGUCGUGCUUCGCCUCGCCCUCACCCUCGCCCAGCCAGUCGCGGCCUAUCACUCCGAUUCAUACCGGAAGUAGUCGUGGUCCUAGUGCUUCUGCUGAGCCUGCUGACUUGCCGUUUCAGUGAUGAUGCUCUAGGAGGCAGACCUUGACAAGUGCGGGAACUCGAAGUCCGUUGUUUGUGAUUGUUGAACUUGUAGUGUCUUGCUUGUGUCCUGUGAC